UGUUGCAUUUCUUAGAUUGUCAGUAAAGUUUGGUUGGAAUCAGGUACUCUCAUUCUCACUCAUGUUUGGUGUAUCUACAUCUGUUGCAACUUAAACAAACUUUUAAGACAGCUCCAAUGCCAUGUCCUAAUUAGGAGUAAUAAUGACAAGGCAUUACAUUUUCAGCUACUAGUUUUGAACAUGGAAGAAUCUCAUAAAGUAGAUCAUCUCCUUGCUGCUAGAGAAAUUCUGAGGAGCAGCAUUGAGAAAUCAAGAAACAUAGGCAUUGCAGUUGAUCAAAGUGGCUCCAGAUUGCAGCAGGCCAGCCAUAAUUUAGCAUCUCUGCAAAGCAGUGUCGAAAACAUUGCUACCAAAUGUAGAGUUUACGGGAUUAGAGGGCACGUUGAUCGAGCCAUUGGGCCAGCUGCAGCCCUGCUGCAAGUGCUGGAUCUGGUGCACGAGCUGCAGAAUUCGAUCCAGUUUGAUCCUCCUUGUGCUGCCACCAGCAUCACACGCCUCCAGGAGGCGCUCAAGCUUCUUGCUGAUAACUGCGGGUUGCUGAUCCUCUGGCUCCAAGAUGCGGUGCAUAUCCUCGCAAGCAACGCAGCUUCUGCCGAUGAUUGGUAUCUUGUCCGCGCCUCCAAAGUUGUCAGCAUACUCAGGGAAAUCCAGCUAUUUUGCCGAGAUGGAGGAAUUGUAUCUUCUGCAUUUGACACGCUCGAGAAUGAAUACAGGCGUCUCUUGACUCAAACCGAUUUCUCACACCCAACGUUUCCGGAAACUGAAUUGCAGGCUAUUGCUCAGGUCCUGGCUGCUAACAAUCGCCUCCACAGAUGCACGUCUAUCUAUGCAGAAGUUCGGAUUGCAGACGCCCGAGCUACUUUACAAGCCCUGCAUGUGGAUUACCUGGGAAUUCAGUUAUCUGUAACGGACAGUGUUCGGAAUGUGGAGACGUACAUUUACCAGUGGGAUAAUCACAUGGAGUUUGCUCUCAGGAAUCUGCUCCUGAAUGAGUACAGACUCUGCAAGAAACUGGGAGAUGAUGAUGAUGAUGCAUGGAUGAAUUGCUUUGCCAAGAUUGCAACUGAAUGCGGAUUCCUCGAAAUCUUCGAAUUUGGAAGCUCAGUUUGUAACUGCAAGAAAGAAGCAAUGAAGCUCUUGAGUCUGCUCAAGAUUUUCUCCACUCUGGACAAACUGCGCUUGCAAUUCAACCAGCUGUUCAACGGAAAGUUCUGUCUCGAGAUUCAAAACAAGACACGAGCUCUUGUUAAGAAAGUUGUCGAUGGGGCUAGUGAGAUUUUCUGGGACCUGUUAUCGCAAGUGGAGCUGGAAAGGGAGACUGAUCCGCCACCAGAUGGCAGCGUUCCAAGGAUCGUCUGUUUCAUUACUGACUACUGCAACAAACUUCUCGUGGAGGAGAACAGCUCGAUUCUGACUCGAGUUCUUGAGAUUUCUCAGGUGUGGAACCGAGCAAGUUCUGAACAAGGGCUUCUCUCCAAUGAAAUUCACAACACAAUGAAAGCACUCGAGACCAACUUGGAGAGUUGGGCUCAGAGUUACAACGACACCGCUCUUUCCUACCUCUUUAUGAUGAACAGUCACUGGUACUUGUGCAACAGCGCAAGGGGGAACAAGCUCGGGGAAUUAAUGGGGCAAUCCUGGGUGUGGGCGUACGAGGAAUCCGCAGAGUACUAUGCAGCAUUAUACCUGAGAGAGAGUUGGGAAAAGCUUGUGGUGCUUUUGCAUGAAGAGGGACUGACCUUGUUCCCCGGAGGCAGAGCCAUCAAUAGGGAAGUGGCAAAGAAGAGGAUCACCAUAUUCUGUGAGGCUUUCGAUGAAAUGUACAAGAAGCAAGCCAAAUGGAUACUGUGUGACAAAGCCUUGAGAUGGAAGACAUGCCACCUAAUAGUUGAAGCAGUUGUGCCGCCCUACAAGAGCUAUCUGCGGAGAUUCAUGCCUGGAUUAGAACACGAGGUGAACUACACAGCUGAGAGAAUGGAGGAGUUAAUUUCCUUAUUGUUCCAACCCAAAUAUGAUGGCAGCAAAUGCACAGAUUUGAUAGGCAUGAAGAAUGAAGCUGCUAUCAGCCACUUCUCCUACACCCCUGCUGCUGCUUGAUUGCAUCAUCAAAAUCAGUAGCCAUGUAAAAUACCUGGAUUUGUAACUUCAUCUCUUUAUAGAUAUAGUAUUUCCGGUUAAGGUUUCUGGCGUGUUAUUAGCCCUGCAA
Messenger RNA from Salvia splendens (bonfire salvia), 2206 nucleotides. RefSeq names its product exocyst complex component EXO70I. Lineage: Eukaryota; Viridiplantae; Streptophyta; Magnoliopsida; Lamiales; Lamiaceae. Gene Ontology annotation, cellular component: exocyst. Gene Ontology annotation, molecular function: phosphatidylinositol-4,5-bisphosphate binding. The transcript has a single exon. The record is from RefSeq and is a predicted model, not a curated record. The coding region runs from base 181 to 2097 and encodes 638 amino acids. Gene Ontology annotation, biological process: exocytosis.